AUGGUCUCUAUCAAGUCUGCUCUUAUAGCUCUUGCGAUGUCCACCACCGCGCUGGCUGGCGUGAGUUAUGGGGGACAGCUAAAUAAGGGGUUCGUCCAAAUUGGCACAGCCGAGAUCGUGGGCGUGCGCAAUGGCGGUAUGUCUGAAGAAGAUUCAAGCUCAUGGUGCGGGCAUAUUGCGGACGCUGCGCAGGAAAUUCUUGACCAGUGUGGCGAGGGUAAAGAUACUGCUGAUGGCUCUAACGAAGCUUAUGGAAAUGGCGACAUUAGUGUUAGUCUUAACUAUGCGGACGAAAAGUAA
Molecule: messenger RNA, 300 nt
Organism: Aspergillus puulaauensis
Lineage: Eukaryota; Fungi; Ascomycota; Eurotiomycetes; Eurotiales; Aspergillaceae
Exons: 4
Coding region: 1-300 (99 amino acids)
Source: RefSeq, a predicted model, not a curated record